AUGAGGUGUGAUCCAAAAACAGUGGCUCAAAUCCUCUGGGGACCUUCCCAGGUUGGCAAAUCUUCCUUUGUUAACCUACUCCUUGACCAGCGUGGUGACCAGCAUAUGGCUCGAGCUCUUGUUGGAACUGGCAAUGGCCAAUCGGUGACAACGGAUGCUUGUCUCUACCAAGUUUCACGAUUCAAUCUUGCUGAUAUGGGCGGUUACGGCGACACAUUGUUGCGUUUCACUCCAGAUGAAAUGGCCGCGCGUGCUAGUGUGAAGCUUGCUGGUGAGUCCAUCUCUGCGGUUCAAGUUCUUCUAUUUGAAAGUGUAUGCAAUGAUACUAUGAAUGUUCUAAUCUCCCUGGCAAAGUUGGUGGAAGGCUUUGGGGAGAAGGUGGUGAACAGUGUUCUUGUCGUUGCUACCAAAACUGAUGCGGUUUCUGAAAGACGGCUCAAUCAACGCCUCGAGGUGAUCAAAGAGGCGCUUCAGAAGGCAGGGAUCCCCCAGGAUCGCUUGGUGCUGUGGCGUAAUGAAGAUUUCGAGGACGACGAUACGGUGGAAAGGCAGAUCCAAGAGCUGGAGGAUGCUUUGUCGUACGUCUCCCCGGUUCGCUUUGAUCAUCUGCAAAACUUGAACACCCGCAUCACGGAGAGAGCUCAAGAACUGUGCGAUAAUCAAGAAACUCUAUACAAAGAUGUGGAAACGAACUUACUAGAGUCGUACGUGGGCCAAGAGGCGUGCACUAUCCAGGUACCCGUCAUUGAGCAGCAGGAAUACACAGAGAGUGUUCCUCGUGUUGUCGAAGGUGGCAUUGGGCACAUCGUGGACGACAUAUCUGAGGCGCAUGGCCGAGGAUUUGCAAUUACUGCUUCUGUGUUGACCCUGGGCUUGAUUAAUCUAUACGGUGUUAGACGCAAUCCAGACAAAAUCGUUCAUUACGAUGUCGUCAAAACGAAGGAUGUCAUCAGUCUUAGAGAAGAAGUACGACUUCGCAACGUUACCAAGUAUCACCAAGUUACCAGAUCCAAGAAGGUGGAGCUCGAGCCUUUUCCAGUGGAACACUUCUCACUAGAGGCUCGCAGACAGAUCAUUCUGGAGGCAGCCAGUGCCAUCACUGGAUAG
Messenger RNA from Seminavis robusta, 1107 nucleotides. The record is from the annotation of a GenBank genome assembly. Lineage: Eukaryota; Bacillariophyta; Bacillariophyceae; Naviculales; Naviculaceae.